Lasiosphaeria miniovina is the source of this 645-nucleotide messenger RNA. RefSeq lists its product as uncharacterized. The annotation marks the transcript as partial. Lineage: Eukaryota; Fungi; Ascomycota; Sordariomycetes; Sordariales; Lasiosphaeriaceae. The transcript is spliced from 2 exons. The record is from RefSeq and is a predicted model, not a curated record.
CUCCGCAUCCUCCAAGAGCGGCUGCCCACGCUCCUCCAGUCGCCGCUGCCGCAGGAGGUGCUGAGCCCCAACAUCUCGCUGCACCUGUUCCCGUCGACGCACCCGCACCUGCCCGUCGUGACGGGCCGCGUCGCCUACAUAGCCGCGCUAUGGUCGAGCCCCAUCGCCUGGAACCGCGUGCCGCUGGUCGGCAACGUGCGCCUUGAGAUACUGUCGGAGCGCAUGGUCGACCAGAACCACGCCCACGCCCCGCUGCCCGGCGGACGCCGGCCCCGCGGCGCCUACGGCGAGCAGCUGAUUGUGCGGUGGCGCACCGUGGGCAAGACGGCGCGCACAAACGGCAACAGCAGCAGCAGUGGUAAUACGCCGUCGCCGCAACAGCAAGCAAGGGAAAGCGCUGCGGCUCCGGGAGAAGGGAGGAGUAGUAGUAUGGGCGAGGGCGACGGCGGCAACAAAGAGUUCACGGGCCUGUUCAUCUUCGACUUUGACCGCGAAGGCCGCAUCCUCAGCCACACCAUCGAGCACGUCCAGGAGAGCGGCCAGUGGGAGCGCGGCGUCGGCGCAAAGGUGGUCGGCCUUACCGACUGGCUGCUGGGCGGCAUCAAGGGCGGAGGCGCAUCCGAGCCGUGCCCGGCCUUUGCCGCC